Molecule: messenger RNA, 4588 nt
Organism: Stylophora pistillata
Lineage: Eukaryota; Metazoa; Cnidaria; Anthozoa; Scleractinia; Pocilloporidae
Product: anoctamin-4
Biological process (GO): chloride transmembrane transport
Cellular component (GO): plasma membrane
Molecular function (GO): chloride channel activity; protein dimerization activity
Source: RefSeq, a predicted model, not a curated record
UUAGAACAUGUGAAAUGUGAACUCGAAGCGGCCAUGAUCACCAAAGUUUUUUAGUGACUAAUACAAUACCUAGAAAACUUCAGUGGGAGCUUCGUGAACACUGUCACCAAGGCAACAUUGCUCUAUUUGCAAAAAACGCUCGGCUCCAUAGCACAAAAGAGUUUGGCAGGUAAUGCCUUGGCUACGAAAAACGAGCAGGAAUUUUUAGUGCAAUAUCAACCAAGUAUCGAAAUUAUCAAAAUAAAUUAGCGCCAAAUUAGAGGAAAAGUAGUCGCCUUUUAAUUAUAAAACAUUGUGUGUGAAUCACUGAGCUGUACCAUAUGAUUUUAGCGGAAACUAUAGCUUUUUGUGAAAAGCUUUAAAUCUCGUUGACAACGUUUCCCAGCUAUAUUGGUGUGCUUUUGCAAAUAUGCGUAAAUUUUCGGAAAAAAGUGUUGUUUGAUCAGCUGAAGUGCUAAUUGCAAAUGAAUGUUUAUAUGUUUUUUGGCGAAAGAAGGGUAAAUUCACCACCAAAACUUGAUGUGAGCGUUUCUGGAUAUAACUAACAAAUGUUUUAGAUUGUUAUUGUUCGUCGGGAGCUGCUCUCAUCAAUAUUUAUGGUAUAUAUGGAUCUACUGGCAUUUUGAUUAUUUCAUGAAAUGUCUGUCACAAAGCGUCUUGUUUGUUCCAGAAGAAAACCACUCCCUGUUACAAGAGACGAUUAACGAUUCCCGCCUCAUUUUAAGUUUCUGUGGGUUAAGAGGAACUUAAACCUGACAAUAGAAGCGCAUAGCUGCAUAUCAUCAAAGGCUAAGACAUCUCGAUUUAAAGCUUCUGUCUAUGUUAUCGCGGCUACUCAGAAAGCGAAAGGAUCCCACAAUGGACAGAGGAUCGUAUUCCGAGUUAAGCCAAACAGAUGGAUCCAACCAAGGCGUUGAACUUGAGGUCAACAUUUCUCCUUUAGCAGAAUCUUCAGCCGAUAAAUCAUCCACACGUGAUAGGGAUCACGGAAAACGUACCGACUAUGUUCUUGUGUACGAAACUUGCAAAGAGAAGGAUGGAAAAGACGAAGAAUCCAAGAAGGAGGCCGAGGCUUUGGCGCGAUCACGGAGAUCUUUUGAAAGACGCCUUCAAAAGAAAGGUUUGGUCCUUCAACAUGAAAUUGUCAUUGCAGAAAAGGAACCUGAAGUACAACGCCAUUUUGUCUUGAUCCAUGCCCCUUGGGAAUUACUAGCCAGCCGCGCUGAAGAUAUGAAACUGAAGGUACCUCUCCAGCCCAAUGAUGUGGAGUUUACUUCGUGGCCUCAAUCUUUUUGUGGCCGUGAUCGAUUAGAGAAAAUGGCAAACUGGAAUCCCUUGAUCAUUCAUGAUGCCACAGUUAGAGAAAGAGCUGACAACUUCAUGGGUCGUUUUGAUAAAGAGCACCUGACGACGUACAUGAAUCAUGAAGACAAGGAAAUCUUCUUUCCCACCGUAGAUAGGAUGCACGUUGUCUAUCAAAUACUGCAGAACACCCGAUUUGCACAAGAUCCACAGUGUCUUGGACUGAAGAGGCUUGUGCUGGAUGGAGCCUACAUCGCACACUAUCCGUUACACGAGGGUACGGAAAACCUAUGUAAUGAGGAUUCUCCAGUCAAUGAUCGACAGCGCUUGAAGAGAGACUGGGCUCGACUGGGAAGAUGUUUCAAGUUCCAACCUUACGAUGCCAUCAAGGAUUACUUUGGACACGAAAUUGGCCUUUAUUUUGCCUGGCUUGGAUUUUACUCUGCCAUGCUGGUUCCACUUGCAAUCGUUGCUUUGAUCGUGUUCUUGUAUGGCAUAAUAACGACAGGCUCCCACGCCCCUGUACAAGACGUAUGCGAUGAAAAGAACGACGGUGUUUGGUACAUGUGUCCAUUGUGCGAUCGGCAGUGCAGUUACUGGAAUUUAGCUCCAACAACUUGUCUUUACACUUACGUCACGAAUGUCUUUGAUAACGAUGCCACGGUUAUUUUGGCUCUUGCUGCAUCCAUUUGGGCCACGCUCUUCCUUGAGUUCUGGAAGCGUCGGGAGGCUUCUCUAGCAUCAGAAUGGCAUACCUCAGACUUCGAAGAGGAAGAGGAACCACUUCGGCCAGAGUAUGUAAAAAGCUUGACGGAAGAAGAAAGGAAUCCUUUCAAGCCGGAUCCAGAGACUGGGAAGAUUGUGUAUAGAGCCUCUAAGAUGAAGCAGUAUCGUCGCUAUGCCACGGUUUUCAGCGUCAUUGCUUUCAUGAUUUGUUUGGUUAUAGCUGCAAUCAUCGGUGUGGUAGUGUUCCGAGCAGCAACUUUCGCCAUUCUCAGCAGCAACCCAGACCGUGUAGUCCAGAAGCGUGCUCGAAUACUAACCACUGGCUUUGCUGCCUGCAUCAAUCUUGUGGCCAUCACUUUACUGAAGUACGUAUACAACAAGCUGGCCGUUUGGUUAACCAACUGGGAGAAUCCCGCGACUCGUAGUGCUUAUGAAGACAGUUUCAUAUGGAAGAUGGCCUUGUUUCAGUUUGUCAACACCUUUGCCUCAAUUAUCUACAUAGCAUUCUUCAAGUCUCAGUCAAUCGUGGGAUCUCCCGGAAGAUACAGACGAGUUUUGGGCAAGUACCGACUAGACGGAUGCAGUGAACAAGGUUGUUUCUUAGAGCUCUGCAUACAGAUCGCGAUCAUUAUGGUUGGACAGCAGAUCAUUGGCAACGUUAUUGAAGUUGGCAUACCGUCGUUUCAGUUGUGGUUGAAACGGAGGAAGGCAGCAGAUUCUGGUGACCGUCCACAAUACGUCAAGGAUCAUGAACUAAGCGAGUUGGAGGAUCACUACCUUUUCUGGGACUACCUAGAAAUAGUCCUCCAGUACGGCUUUGUGACCAUGUUUGUGGCAGCCUUUCCGCUCGCACCAAUCUUCGCCCUUAUUAACGCAGUCUUGGAAAUCCGAGUGGAUGCCAUCAACUUUGUGUGUUAUCAUAGACGACCUAGAGCCGUUCGAGUUGAAGACAUAGGGGCGUGGCACGGUGUUCUCGCGGCAGUGACCAAGAUUGCAGUGCUAAUGAACGCGUUUAUUUUGGCAUUCACCUCGGAAUUCAUCCCCAAGCUCGUAUACAAGUACAGGUUCGCACCGGACCGCAACUCCCCUGGAGGAGGAACUUUAAAGGGAUACAUCAAUAACAGUCUCGCCUAUAUUGAUCUCAAGACUCUUUACACGUGGGAGCCUGGAACAGAGCCUAUAGAACCUACAGCAAACGUGAACUACACGAGAGAUUACUGCAGGUACUCAGGCUACUUUGACAACACAUACCCUUAUAACCGCUCAAAGGAAUACUGGAAUGUGGUUGCUGCCAGACUCGCUUUCGUUGUGGUCUUCCAAUUUCUCGUAUACUCCAUAACCAGCUUGAUAGCCUGGGCUGUUCCCGAUGUCCCUGAGAACCUGAAGUUCAAACAGGAGAGAGAGAAGCAAGUAGUGAAAGAAAAGUUAGGAGCUCCCAGUGACGAUGACGAUAGUGGCGAAGAUGAGGAUGACGCAGUCAAAACGAAUGAUGACGUAACACUUGUCUUUGGCAUCUAAAUAGAGCAGUUGAUAAAUAAAACAACUCGCAUCUGAAUUAGUUCAAAAAAAGAAAUUUAGUUCUGGGAGAAAAAUAUUUCUACAUGUAGGUAGUUAUAGAUUUCUAUGCAGUACAAUAUUAAACUGGUAUUGAGAAGCUAUAUUCUGUAGUCAUAGAAUCUUUAGUGUUUAAACUGAAUCAGGCUAUAGCAGGACUCACUUAUGGAAUCGAACAUGAAAUUAGAUGUUGAAAGUAAUUGAACUGGGUGGCCUAGCAUGAGGUCAUGUUACAAAUUGUUCAAUUUGCGUCAAUAUGAAAGAGAAUGAAACCCACUUGUUGCAUACUUGUUGUAAGGACAAGGUUCUUAUGCCAUUUUUGUCUAACAGCUGAGGCUUGGGAACCCACCCACUCUUUUUUAUUUUUUAGAUAAUUUUAGACGGUUAGAAACAUUAUGCACUUAAUUGACGAUUGGUUAGUACCAUUUCAGUGCUGCUUGAUUUUCAGUGGUGGUUGAGCUUUCCCCUUUAGCCUCGAUGUCUAAUUACUAGAGAACGCCAGCAUUUUCAAAUCGGACAGAUCAAACUGGAAACUGAUCAGAAUCGAUCAUUGUAAUCGACAAAAUUUAGGAAUCAAGCAGCUAUCGACGUUCGCCCACACUUUUUUCGGUAGCUUUCUUUACUUUAAUUUGACAAAAAAGAGUAGAGAUUGUGAAAAGGAAAAUAUUUUUCAGGCUCUCGUCAUCUUGAUCUAGCAGGUUUUGCCAUUUAAAGCAAUUCUGGAACUGUAACAAAAUUAAUAAUACAUGACACUUUUAAAACGACUAUGGGAUAAUUUCGCUAACUAUUUCAUGUCCUUGCGUAGAACCAGCCUUCGAUGUCAACUAAAGAAUUGUGAGAGAAAGGAAAAAGGUAGAAAAUGAUCAAAAUUAAGCAAUUAGCGUAAUGAAAGAAAAAAGCUAGAGGCUGAAAAAGAGACUGGGGAAAUAGAGACUAUUGGAAGUCUAUGGAAAUUGUGAAAAACAAGUAAACUGAACACUAAUAAACAAUAGAUUCAACUUUUAAA